This is a messenger RNA of Chiroxiphia lanceolata (lance-tailed manakin), 2098 nucleotides long. It is a transcript of the gene VSTM2B, whose product is annotated as V-set and transmembrane domain containing 2B. Lineage: Eukaryota; Metazoa; Chordata; Aves; Passeriformes; Pipridae. The transcript has 10 exons. The record is from RefSeq and is a predicted model, not a curated record. The coding region runs from base 676 to 1479 and encodes 267 amino acids.
CGAUGUUCUGCUGACCAAAACAUCGAGGCAGCUGUAGGUUCCUUCCACAAGUGACUGAAUGCUGAGAUAUGCUGAUCAAAAAAAAGCCAGAAAUGGACCUCACCUGGGCAAACUAGAGGAAUUUUCUAAUCAAUCCUAGUGCAGAGGUCACACAGUCAUGGAAUUGCCUCACUAGCAGAGGACCCACCUAACCCAGUCUUGGGAUUUGACUGAAAGCCUUGUGCUGCUGAGUGGAGUGGCUGCUGGAUUUACUUCCUCAGAAUGAAACCAUUAAAAAUAUAAAGUAAAUUUUCUGCAGCACACUUCCCAGGCCAUCCCAGUGAUUAAAUGAAGUUGUGGCUGAACAAAAUGUAAUAAACACAGCGAGUGUGGAAGCCCUGACAGCAACCGAGCCAUCAGCUGAGGACCCCCAGACGUGGAUGGGGAUGCCGCAGAUAGCAGCAUCGCUCUUAUUGCUCUGCGUUCAGGUGCCUCGCAGGGACGUCGCUUCCACCUGCGAGCGAGUUUGAGCGGUCGGCUGUGGAUUUUAUAGUUGCUUCUCCGCAAACCAAGGGUUAGCCGGGUGGCUUUGGCUUUUUGGGAAGGAGCCCUGCCCCGGCCCGCUGUGUGCGAUGGAUUGAGGCGUGCCCGGCUGCGCCCCCAGCCCGGCCGCCGCCCGCAGCCCACAUCGAUGCGAUGGAAAGUCGGGGGCUGUUCUGCACCCUCUGUUACCUGAUGUUCAACGCGCCUCUGCUGUUCAUUGUCACCGCUACCUUUACUGAAGUUCCCAAAGAUGUGACUGUUAGGGAGGGAGAUGAUAUUGAGAUGCCUUGUGCUUUCCGAGCCAGCGGAUCCACCUCUUACUCCUUGGAAAUCCAGUGGUGGUACCUUAAAGAACCAGCCAGAGAACUUGCACACGAAUUAGCCAUCAGUGUCCCUGGCAGCAGGAGCAAGGUAACAAAUAAGGACGCAACCAAAAUCAGUACGGUCCGCGUCCAGGGCAACGACAUCUCGCACCGGCUGCGGCUCUCGGGCGUGCGGCGGCAGGACGAGGGCGUGUACCAGUGCCGCGUGUCGGACUACAGCGACGACGAGACGCAGGAGCACAAGGCUCAGGCGCUGCUGCGCGUCCUGUCCCGCUUCGCGCCGCCCGACGUGCAGGCGGCCGAGGCGGUGUCGCACAUCCAGAGCGGGGCCGCCCCGCGCCGCCACGGCCCCGCCGCCCGCCCCACGCCGCCGCCCGGCCCCGGCAAGCGCCCGCCGCCGCCUUCGCCGCCGGCCCCGGCACAGGGGGGCACCGCCGCCAGCGCCACCGCCGCCACUGUCACCGCCUCGACGGCCGCCGCUGCCGCCUCCUCGGCCUCGCCGCCGCCCGGGCAGGCAGCCAUCCUCCGCCAGCAGCACGGGUCAGGUACAGGACCUAUUUAUGCUACAGACCCACUCCUAUACGUGUCCCUGUUAAUACUGCAUAAGCUUGUACAUUUAUUAGUAAACCACUGACGGACUACUCCCUCCACUCCUCCUCUGCCAAACAGAAAGGAACCUAUUUAAUAACAAACAAAAUCCCUGACAAAAAAAAUACCUACAGUUUUAAAGAUGGACAGAAAGAGACUGAAAGAAGCAUGAUAAAUUCUACAUGGGGGGAAAAACAUAUUUUUUGGGAUGCCACAGAAAAGUAAAUCACAUAGAAUAAUGCAUCUAGUUUCCAGACUCUAUGGUGUAAAGCCCUGCUCUGUGCAUGGCACUUAUGAUUUCUCUAUUUUAAUGUAAUAUUUUUUCUUUUCUAAACCUUUCCUCUGACUCUUCAUUUUGCACGAACUGUUGAGCAGUUAUCUUUAUGACAAUAUGUAAAUAUGUUGGGUCAAACCCUUCCUAAGAAAGGAAAUAUUUUUAGUAGAUUAUUGUGUUUAGGUUUUUUGGAUUUCCUUUUUCUUUUUUAAUUAAAUUAUUUCUUUUGGAGACAUAAAAAGGUACAUCUUACCAUAAUUAAUAUUCACUGUCAAUAAUAUUUAUUUUUAAAUGAAGAUUGGAAACAAGAUAAGACAUUUGUUUAUAAACUGUAUUGUAUAUUGCUGAAUAACAGUUGAAUAAAAAGAUUUUGAAAUAAAGUUGUUACAGA